Molecule: messenger RNA, 1829 nt
Organism: Paramecium sonneborni
Lineage: Eukaryota; Ciliophora; Oligohymenophorea; Peniculida; Parameciidae
Source: the annotation of a GenBank genome assembly
AUGACUCAAACUAUCAAUGCAGAUUUGUUGUUAAGAAUGAGUACUCUUAAUUAAGAGUUUCAUUUAUUAGCUACUAAUACUAAUUUAUUUAUGAAAACGAUUAGGGAUGAAUUGAUAAAAUAACAAUUAGAUAAUUAAAGUAGUAGAUAAAUCUGUGAUCAUAAUACUUAAGUAUGAAUUCAUUUAAAAUAGAGUGUUAGUGAAUUGAAGUGGCAUUUAGAUGAAUAGGUGGGUAUUCUCUAUAAAAAAUAUGAAAAAUAAGUUAAUGAUAAAAUAAGAGAAUUCGAAAGCAUUUAAAAAUAAAAAGAAAUUUCAGAAUAAAAUAGAAUUAAAGAAUUAGAAUAAAGAUUUAAUCAAUAUGAUGAUAUAAUUAAAGAAAUAGAUAAAAAAUGGGAAUCUAAAUCUAAUGAUCGUUACAUUGCAAGCAUUAUUCAAAAGAACUUAUUAACAAAUCAAAAUAUAGGGUAAUUUAUAGUUGAUAAAGUAUUGAAAUUAACAGAAGAGACUGUUUAAAAUAAAAUAAAUGAAUUUUAAAAGUUGGUUGAUGAUAGAAUCACAAAUUAAUUUCAUUAGAUAUCUAACUUACAAAAUCUAAUUAGAAAAUUUGAAUCCAAAUAUCAAGAAUUACAAAAUAAAUUGAAAAUACAAAAGGAUUUUUAGAUGGAUUUUCAAGAAUCUUAAUCAAAAAAACUAUAGGUUUUGUAGCAUCAAAAUUCUUUAUUUAAAGAAGUAGUUUAAUAAUAAGUUCAUAAGUAAUGAUUCAUAAUACUAAUUAGUAUAAUAGAAUAAUCAGAAUUAUGUAAAACAAAUAUUAAAGAUCUAAAAGAACAAAUGAUUAAGCAAUUUGAAGAUGCUUCUGUUGGAAAACUUGAAAAUAAUGACUAAUUAAUGUAGAUUAUGAUUUAGGAUUAACAUAAAAUAAGGGAACUUGAAAGAAAAUAGGAUUUGAUAUUUAAAAAUGAGAAUGAAAUUAAAUUAAAAUUAGAGUAAAUGCAAUAGGAUUAUAGUCAAUAAAAUUAGAGAGCAUUAAAUUAAAUUGUUACAAUGGAUAGUGAAAUGAAAAAUAUUAGCUUUGCAAUUAAUGGAAUCUUUGAGAAAAUGGGUACUAUUACUUUAAAUCCUUAAACAAUGUAAGAACCAAAAUAAUUUGAAAAACCAUAAGAAAAAUUUAAACCAUUAUUGGUAAGUCAAAAAAUUUAAAAAUAAUUCUGUUUAAAAGAUUAAAUCGGAUAAAUUGAAAUUUUAUUUCGACAUGUUUAGUUACUAUUCAGUCAUAUAUGUAAAUCAUAUAGAUAUGAACAAAAAAUGGAAUUGAAUAAGUAAAAAUUGAAAUCAGAUUUAACUAGAAACAAUUCGAAUGAAUAAGUUCCAUCAGAUAUCGAUCAUCCUUAAUAUGUCUUUUAACAAUAUUUGUUAUAAUAAAAAUAAGAAUAAUUAUAAAAGCCUGAAUUGUAAAAAGGUGAAUAGCCUUAUUAACAAUAGAUUUCCAACCCUUAAAAUUAAUUAAAGAUUAAUAUUCAACCUCCAUAAUAGGGGAAUGAAGAUUAUUUUGGAGAUUCUAAAUUAUAUUUUAAUACAACCAUGAGACCUCUUUAUAUUCAAGGGAAAUGUAAAAAUUUAAAUUAAUUAUAGAACAUGCAAUGGAUAUUCGACCUUAAAUUGAAAUGUAAUAAUUAUCAGCAAAGGUGAAAUAAGUGGCAAAUUUAUUCUGUGAUACAGAUUUAAGACAAUAAUUAAUUGAAAAUAGCUAAAGUUUUCGACCAGGAUCAGGAAAGAAAAAAUUACCAAAAAUUAAUUCAAAAAGUUUUAAUUUUUCAAAUGAUGAUUGA